Messenger RNA from Colletotrichum navitas, 434 nucleotides. RefSeq lists its product as uncharacterized. The coding region runs from base 107 to 352 and encodes 81 amino acids. The record is from RefSeq and is a predicted model, not a curated record. The transcript has a single exon. Lineage: Eukaryota; Fungi; Ascomycota; Sordariomycetes; Glomerellales; Glomerellaceae.
UCAUCGAAAACAUGAACGCCCCUCCCCCCACCACCAAACCCCCUUUAGGUCGUGUCGUGCAGCGCGCGGCGUAGAAUCUCCUCUUUCUCACCGCUUGCUUGCUUGCAUGGUCGCUCCCGGCAGAAUCGGGAUUGCAUGUGUCAUCGUCCGUCGAACAGCAGCGCAGCCGCCGCCGCCCGAUACCGCGGAUCCCAACGACGGUUUUUCAACGGGAUACGUAACCAACGCGGGAUGGGGGGGCUGCUCCAUGCUUGGCGCGAGGCGCAUGGUGGACGACCGAACGGCAUCUUCCUUUUUCUUUAGCAUUAGAAGGGGCUGGGCGGGGAGGCGCGUUUCGAUGUUGAUGGGAUGAUAGAUGAAUGCCCACUCCGUGGUGGCGACUGGCCAUGACCGUCAUGGCUGCGGUCAUUGUUUUCCCCCCAGCAAGCAAAGGU